Messenger RNA from Artibeus jamaicensis (Jamaican fruit-eating bat), 3040 nucleotides. It is a transcript of the gene DNAJB12, whose product is annotated as DnaJ heat shock protein family (Hsp40) member B12. The transcript has 9 exons. Gene Ontology annotation, cellular component: endoplasmic reticulum membrane. NCBI's taxonomy places the organism in Eukaryota, Metazoa, Chordata, Mammalia, Chiroptera, Phyllostomidae. Gene Ontology annotation, biological process: cellular response to misfolded protein. Gene Ontology annotation, molecular function: Hsp70 protein binding. The coding region runs from base 90 to 1220 and encodes 376 amino acids. The record is from RefSeq and is a predicted model, not a curated record.
CGCCCGCCUGCCCAGCGACGCGCCGGCGGCUGGCGCAGCCCUUCGCUCGCCGGGCCUCCCCCUCCCAGGUUCCGCGCUCUGGUUCCGCCAUGGAAUCCAACAAGGAUGAAGCCGAGCGCUGUAUCAGCAUUGCCCUCAAGGCCAUCCAGAGCAACCAGCCCGACCGAGCGCUCCGCUUCCUGGAGAAGGCGCAGAGGCUGUACCCGACGCCGCGAGCUCGCUCCCUGAUCGAGUCCCUCAACCAGAAACCACAGUCUGCCAGUGACCAACCCCAACCCACAGACACGACCCAUGCGACCCAUAGGAAAGCAGGUGGGUCCGACGCGCCCUCGGCCAAUGGUGAAGCCGGAGGAGGAGAGACCACCAAAGGCUACACCUCGGAACAAGUAGCAGCUGUGAAAAGGGUCAAGCAGUGUAAAGAUUACUAUGAGAUCCUGGGAGUGAGCAGAGGGGCCUCAGACGAGGACCUGAAGAAGGCCUACCGCAAACUGGCCCUCAAAUUCCACCCAGACAAGAACCACGCACCUGGCGCCACGGAAGCGUUCAAAGCCAUUGGCACAGCGUACGCAGUGCUCAGCAACCCAGAGAAGAGGAAGCAGUAUGACCAGUUUGGUGAUGACAAGAGCCAGGCGGCCCGGCAUGGCCACGGGCACGGGGACUUCCACCGCGGCUUCGAGGCGGACAUCUCCCCCGAGGACCUCUUCAACAUGUUCUUUGGUGGUGGCUUCCCAUCUAGUAACGUCCAUGUCUACAGCAAUGGCCGUAUGCGCUAUAACUACCAGCAAAGGCAGGACCGCAGGGAGAACCAGGGUGACGGCGGGCUGGGGGUAUUUGUCCAACUGAUGCCCAUCCUCAUCCUGAUCCUCGUGUCAGCUCUCAGCCAGCUCAUGGUUUCCAGUCCGCCCUACAGUCUGAGCCUGAGGCCGUCGGUGGGCCACGUUCACAAGCGCAUCACCGACCACCUGAACGUCGUCUACUACGUGGCAGACACCUUCUCUAAGGAGUACACGGGCUCCAGCCUGAAAACAGUAGAACGGAACGUGGAAGAUGAUUAUAUCGCCAACCUCCGAAACAACUGCUGGAAGGAGAAGCAGCAGAAGGAAGGCUUGCUAUACCGGGCCCGCUACUUUGGCGAUGCAGACAUGUACCACAAAGCACAGCGGAUGAGCACCCCAAGCUGUAGCCGACUGUCAGAGGUGCAGGCCUCCCUGCAUGGAUAGCGCUGGGCCAGCCGCACUACCGAGGUCCAAACCAUGAAAUCCCUGGAGAAUUUUUGGUGACGUGCACUGAGCCAAGGUGAUGGACUGUGUAUUUAAGGAAAGACAUAAAAAGAAAAGAAAAAAAAAACAUUAAAUGGAUUGGAGGCCGAACACCACACAACUUGCCCUCUCUCUCGUCCAGUAAAUGCAGAAAGCUCUUAGGACAGACAGGAGAACCUGCCACAGGGCGGCUUCCCUCCCUCCCAGAGCUGGCGGGGGCUCAGGCUCCACAGCGGCGCUCUCCUAGGAUACGGAAACCAUGGCAACAAAAGCAGAAUGUAAAACUUGCAGCAAAUGUCUGUGGGAAGGGCUGGGGGAGGGGAGACCUGACUGCCUUUCUUUUCCCUCCCAGAAGCCACCACCAGUCACCUCUCAGUGGAAUCCAGGCAGGCACUAGCCAAGGAUAGAAAGGAGGAGGAAAGAGAACUUUCCAGAGAAUGUAAUUUACAGAUGCGUGUAUAUGUAUAUAUAUCUAUUUAUAUGUAAAUAGCAUAUAUAAAGAUAUAUAUAGAUAUAUAGUCUACUUUUUAAACUAUGCAGGGAUUUGGUGAAUUGUUGAGAUGAGCUCUUCCCUGUCGUAGAAAACAGACUGAUUGGGGAAGGCACCCAGGUCCUUCGCAGACACUGGCCACAGCACAGGGAGCCGGUCACAGCUUCUGACAUUCCCCUAGGCCCCAGCCCGUUUUGGGCAGCAGCAAUCAUGACAGGAUAAAUCUGUAGAAAGCACUGGAAGGUUGCCAGGUUCAUGGCUAAGCUGGAGGGGAGAAAGUGCCCUUAGGGCCAGGUGCCAGCUCAGCACUGUCACAGUAGAGGUCCCAGGUGGCUUUCUGGGGCAAGGCCACCCACCUCAAGCUUUGGCCAGCUCAGGCGGGCUCCUUGUCCUGGUGCCUGGUACCCGGCUGACCCCUUGCCAGAGAGAUCAACAGGUCGGAAGAGGGACCAGGGUCCACCUAACCACCUUGCCCUAGUCCCUGGGUUUCGCCUUACAGGUGCCACAAGGCACAGCUCCAGUGUUGCCGCUGGUUCUUCCCGAGUCAUGCACCAAGGACUCCAGGGGGCUCUUCCUCCCAGAGUCAGCCCGUGGCACCCAGGAGCGCGGGACAGCAGCUGACUCCCGAAGAAAGUCUGCGCCUGUGGGCACCUCUCUCUGCCAUCCGUGGACACAACGCCACCCCGCCUUCUCUCGAACUUUGGACAGAGGAUGCAUCUGAACCAGAAGGAUUUUCUUAUCCUUAAAUGAAGAUUUUUCUCAAAACAGCAGUUGCUGCCAGAAGGGAGGGAGGUUUUCUUUAUCCCCACAGUUUUGACUGGGCCUUUUGGAACUACCAUGUUUUCCUGAAUUUCCCUCUGGUGGUGGGUGUGCCACUGAGCCCACCAUUUUCCGAGCCUUACUUCCCCCACGCUGCCAGCUGAGAGGUGAUGAUACCCAUCCUCCCAGAGUUACUCCUGGUUCUUUUUUUAAACGUCUCCCAACAAACAGGAUUCUUACUGGGAAAGGAAGCUUGGUGAAGGAAUGUCAAAUCUGGAUUUUGAACAAGGUCCCGCCCUGUGAUGAAGCAGCCACCGUGCCUGGAGAGAUGCUGAGAACUGGAUGCGGGUGCGAGUGCCCCACCGCAGCGGCCCUGGUGCUCUGCCCCCACCUCCGACUGGCUGGUCUUGGUAGAUGUCCCGAUGGCUGAGCCAUGUGCAAUGAGAACCUAGAUCCUAAAGGAUCCCCUGAGAAGCUGUAUUUCUUGAGUUAGAAUUGAGAUUGUACAUCUAUAAAUAUGUUUAUUAUGUGA